This is a messenger RNA of Equus caballus (horse), 2436 nucleotides long. RefSeq names its product NHL repeat containing 4 (gene NHLRC4). Gene Ontology annotation, molecular function: ubiquitin protein ligase activity; protein binding; translation repressor activity. Lineage: Eukaryota; Metazoa; Chordata; Mammalia; Perissodactyla; Equidae. The record is from RefSeq and is a predicted model, not a curated record. Gene Ontology annotation, biological process: negative regulation of translation; protein polyubiquitination; proteasome-mediated ubiquitin-dependent protein catabolic process.
GCUCUGGGGGGUCCCUGGGAGCGGAUGGCUGGGUGGACCAUGAGCGGCAUCCAGCCAUGCAGGGGCAGCAGGAAGAAUGUCCAGAGGCCAGUGCAAAGGCCCCAAGGCAGGAAUGUAGCAGCACUGUGGAGUCCCUGGGGGGUUAGCAGCUAGCUGAGUGACAUGACUCCGGAGAGCUCCCUUGGGCCGCUGCUCAAAUGUGGCCACAGCCGGCGUCCUGCCCGCCCCCUCCCCCCAGCAGCUCCUCCCACUCUCUCAGGCUCUGGUUUCCAACAACAGAGACUGCAGGCACAACAGGGCCAGGAGCCUGCCCCCAGCCCCAAACUUGGCCCAGCAGCAGGAACUCUGCUCAGAGAGGCUGAGUCUGCGAUCUUGGCCCACCUGCCUGCCCUCCGGCCUCCUGCUCCACCUCCUGGGCCUCCCCCAGGCCAGCUGCCCCCCCGGGGCCUGCACCUCAUGCUGGACCCGCCUGCAGAGCCCAUUCGCUCCUGGCAGCCCCGGCUGCUGGGGCGGAUCCCGGUGCCCGCAGGGGCUGCAGGCGGGCCCCGGGGCCUGCACUGCUCCCUGGAUGGCCUGCUCUUCCUGACAGCUGGGGCUGCGCCCUGCGUCCAUGUGCUGGACCUUGAGGGACGGUCCAUCUGCCACCUGCCCUGCCACGUGCCAGGGGCUGGGACCUUUGUGCCCGAGGACGUGGCUGUGACGGCUGCUGGGCUCGUAGCAGUCAGCGACCUCGUCCACGGAGCUGUCCACGUGCUCCAGCACACUGCUCGAGCCCCACAAGGCCGCUGGGUGACAGUGGGCACCUUCCUGGCCCCCCGGGGGCUGGCCGUGGACGCCCUUGGCCGCCUCCUGGUGACGGACUAUGUGCCUGGGGCCGUGCACAGCUUCACGUUGGGCCCUGCUUUGCAGCCGCUGGCCCCAGCCUCCGUGCUGGGUCUGCAGGGCCCCUGCUGGGUGGGCCCGGGGCCUGACGGGGGCCUCGCCGUGAGCGAGGAGUUUGGGGACGUGCGGCUGUUUGGCAGUGCCCACCAGCCCCUGGGUACCCUGGGGGGUCUGACGGGGCACACCUUUGGCAGCCCAGCGGGCGUGUGCACCGACGCUGAGGGCGGCGUCAUUGUGGUGGAUGAGCAGCGGCGCCAGGUGACCCUGUUCCCCCGAGCCGGGGCGCCCAUCUGCCUGGUGUCCGAGGGGCUGAGAAGGCCCCUGGGUGUGGCCUGUGCACCCCAGGGCCAGCUCGUAGUGGCAGACGCAGGGGACGGCUACAUCAAGGUGUACCAGUACCACUUGGAGCCAGCCUGACCCGGUGGGUCCUGGGCCACCAUGGAGGAACAGUCAGGGCUGGUGGGGUCUGGCAGGGCUGCUGGCCGUGCCUUCCUGACCCUGCUCAUUUGUGACACCUGCUGGGUCCGGCCAGGCUGGCCUCUUGUCUCCUACGUGCAGCGUUCCUGACGUCAUCAGCAGCCACGAACCCACUGCCCCCGACUCCCCUGUGACCAGUUCAGUGGUCCGUUGCUCACUACCCCGUGUCCACUCAGGCCUGGCCCUGCUGGCUCCGGGCCCAGGAGGCCCAGGGUCUGGCCAGCUGGAGCCCGGGGAUCUUGGGCGUGGUGGGCUGGCCGCCAGCACUUGCCCAGGAGCAUCUCCCGCCCAGCGAGGCCCCUAAUCAGACAGACACAGGCGGAGGGUGCGGCGGGGCGUGGCCCUCACUGUCCUCAUUCACGCAGGCACCCCCAGUGCCCGGCCUCCUGCAGCGUCCCUGGGCCCAGCGAGGUAAGGGGAGGCAGAGAAGGGCGCUGGGGGCUCAUGGCCAAAUUGGGGCCUCCGUGUCUGCUCCUCCUGAGUGGGUAUCUCGCGGCUGGGCCUUCGUUUCCUCCUCUGCCACCCAGGAUGCAGCGGCUUGGUGCUCCCGGGGGGCCGAGGGCUCCGGUGGGUCCAGGAGAGGCUCCUACGAGGAUGGAGCCCCUGCUGGAGGAGCGGGACAGGUGGGGAGCGCGGCCACGCUGAGUCCCAGGAGAGGUCCUGGGGGAGGGGAUGCUCUGACCAUCAGCAGGACAUGGGGGCCUGUGUCCAGGCCACCGCCUCUCACACAUCCCUGCCAUGUGUCCUGGCCCUGCGGGUGGUGUGAAAUGGGUCGGUGUAAGGAAGUGUGUGCAGUAGGCACUCAAUAAAGGCUAGCCGUUACUGCUGGCAUCAAGGCGUCGUUCCUGACACCUCCUGACGGUCAGAUCAGACGGCCGCACCUUCGGGCUGCCCUCCCAGCCCAGCCCAGCCCAUCUGGCCCUGGGACCCUGGGGGUGCCGCUCUGCAGAGGCUGGCGUGCGAGGGGGCCGGCCUGGAGCUGGGGGCUGGCACCUCGGAGUCCCACGCAGGACCUGGGGGCCAUCACUCUGAGAGCAUGGAGGCAGCCUGGGGACGGGACCCUCAAGAGCCCAGUCA